Messenger RNA from Stylonychia lemnae, 657 nucleotides. Lineage: Eukaryota; Ciliophora; Spirotrichea; Sporadotrichida; Oxytrichidae. The record is from the annotation of a GenBank genome assembly.
AUGAACAUUGUUUUGCUCGGAGACUAAUGCGUUGGCAAAACAUCUUUAAUAAAUAGAUUUCAUUUGGGCACACAUAGCUUCAAAAUGAAUUCAACUAUAGGUGUAGAUUUCAUAAGUACCUAUUUUAGUACAAAUGAUGAAAAAAUACCUGUAAAGAUAUGGGAUACUGCUGGUCAAGAGAGAUUUAGGACAAUAACUUAAGCUUUUUACAAAGCAGCUGAUGGAAUUAUGCUGGUCUAUGAUAUAACUAAUCCUGAUUCAUUUAAAAACAUUAAGAAUUGGAUCAUGUUAAUUAAAGUACAUGCAAAAGCUGAAAUACCAAUUAUUCUUGUUGGGAAUAAAUGCGAUAGUUCUUUUAGAGGUGUUUCAGAGUCUGAAUAAUCAUUGAAUGCAUAAAAUUUAGAUCUUCCAUUUAUAGAGACAUCUACUCUAUAAAAUUUCAAUGUGAAAGAAGCUUUUUAUAAAAUAAUGGAAUUAAUUUAUAAGAACAAUAGAGAGGAAAUAUGGGUUGAGUCUAUAAGAGAUAAGUCUGAAAGUUUUGUUAUUGCUUCAUUUCGCAUUAGUUCUCAACUAAACCCAGACAAAGGUAUUAAGUAUACUUUUAAUUCAAGCCAAAAACAAACCUUUGACGACAAUAAUAAUAGAUGCUGUAAAUGA